This is a messenger RNA of Monoraphidium neglectum, 1356 nucleotides long. RefSeq lists its product as hypothetical. The transcript has 4 exons. The record is from RefSeq and is a predicted model, not a curated record. Bases 1 to 1356 code for a protein of 451 amino acids. Lineage: Eukaryota; Viridiplantae; Chlorophyta; Chlorophyceae; Sphaeropleales; Selenastraceae.
AUGAAGGGCAAGGCCUCGUUCGUGCUCCUGUCGGCCGCCCCUGCCCGCUGCCUGUCGAGCGGCGUCGCCGUCCUGUGGCCGUGCAUCAACGUCACCCUCCGCUGCGACUGCACCCUCGCCGUCGGCGGCGCCGGCGCCCGCAGCAACCGCUUCCCCACGUCGGGCGCGGCCGUGCCCUUCCCCCUGGCGGCGGCCAACGGCAGCGCCGGCGCCACCUGGCAGACGUGGGGUUACGAGGGAGGCGUGGGCACCACCCUCGGGUCUGACGUCUCGGGGGAGGGCAGCAGCGGAUCGGCCCCAUCAUUCCCUGCUACUUUCGACGGCCUGGCCCGCGCGCUGGCGCGCACACGCCUGACGCCGCUGUCCUACGGCGACGGCGGUUUCGGCAGCUUCACGGCAGCUGACUACGCGUUUAAACGCGCCGGCGGCGCGGGCUUCGAGGUCGCGUCGCGGCGGGACGGGUGCAAGUUCCGCUACCGGCUGGCCGCGGGCGCGUUCCCAUCCUUCAAGCCUGAGGCGUGUGUGGCUGGGUCGCCCGACUGCCCCCGGACCUGCGCACCUGGCCGCACGCGCCUGAAGCUGGAGGGCGCUCUAGGUUCCUUGUGCGCCCCCUGCCCCGCCGGCACGUACGGCCCCGGCGGCGCCGCGGCGCCGCCCUGCAAGCCCUGCCCAGCCGGCGCGGUCGCGCCGCGUGCCGGCGCGGACCGAUGCGAGGCGUGCGGCGCGCGGCUCGCGGCAUCCCAGGCGGCAACGGCGUGCGUGCCGUGCUUUGAUGCGAAGGAAACCUCCAGCACGACCCGCGGCGGCUGGUACACGGCCCUCGACUUUGCCAGCCAGGAGGGCUUCAACCGCUUCGCCGCCUUCCCGGCAGCUUCCGGGGCCCCCGGCUGCAGCUUCCGGGCCUGCCCGCUGGCGUCGCUGCCCGACGCCCUGGGCUACUGCAUCAGCAGCGAGCCGGGCAGCGGGCGCCUGUGCGUCGCGGACGCCGCGCCGGGCGCGCCGCCGCUCGCGAGGGGCGAGGCGUGCGGCGAGUGGAAGACGCCGCAUGAUGGGGAGGCGCCGGCGGCGGGCGGCGCGGCGCUACGGCUGUUGGGCGGCGCGGUAGGCCCGUCGGGCGGCGCGUGCGCGGCGCCUGGCGUCAAGGCGCUGGCGGCGAAGCUGGCGAAUCAGAUGACGUGGGCGGGGUUCCAGUACAGGUUCAGAGGGACCCCGAUCGAUUCCGGCGUGUUCUGGGAGGUGCUGGGUGGCGGCGACCUGGGCGGCCUGCUGGGGCAGCCAAGCCCUUGCACCGGCUCACGCGCAGGGCCCGGGGUGCGGCCAGAGCUGACACUGGCCGGCCAGCCACUGGGUGAGUAA